UGAGCGAUGUGGCCCGUGGAUAUUUUGUGGAUUGUUUUCAUCUAUUACGUCAUGCGCAUUUGUUUUGUAUUUUGUUUUUCUUUUCUUUUUUUUCUUCUACGCACUAUAUUACGCUCUCUUGCGCAUUAAUGUAAACCCCUUUUGCUUAUAAAAGCAAGAAAAACCGAGAUUCUCGCAUUUUGUUCGGACUCGUUAUCCACAAAACAUCGCACCCAUAAAAACGAUUGGAUGAAGACGAACACACCUACAACCUCAGGUCAAGGAGAAAGGAUGUCUAAACGAAAAUCAGAGGAGAACGGGGCUGCUGCAAAGGGUAAAAAGUUGAGAGAUGGACCGACCCCCAGAGCAAGUACCACCAUAUGUAAUGGCACCAACACAGAGGAUAUAACAGACCCAUUUUGUGACCCAGAGAAUCCAAAGAAAAUUUUGUUUCAGGAUGUCAGUGCUGCUGCAUACAAAAUAAAAGAUGGCAUUCAUAGGAGUCCAUGUAUUAAAUCAAGAAUGUCCUCCAUGUUGGACAUGGAUAUUUAUUUCAAAAAGGAGUUUUUGCAGUUUACAGGAAGCUUCAAAGAGAGAGGGGCAAGAUAUGCCUUGAUGCAGCUGUCAAAAGAAGAGAAGGCAGUAGGAGUUAUAGCAGCUAGUGCAGGUAACCAUGCCUUAGCCCUAUCCUACCAUGGACAAAGUCUGGGCGUCCCUGUGACUGUAGUCAUGCCAAUUGUAGCACCAAUGAUGAAAGUACAGGCAUGCAUAAGUCAUGGAGCCACUGUCAUUAUCAAAGGCAAUGAUAUUUCAGAGUCAAAAGAUCAUGCACAGAUACUUGGUAAAGAGAAGGGAUAUAUUUAUAUAAAUGGUUAUGACCACCCUCACAUCUUGGCAGGACAGGGAACCAUGGGAUUGGAGAUUGUAGAACAGGUGCCUGAUGUGGAUGCUGUGGUUAUUCCUGUUGGAGGGGGAGGUCUUAUUGCAGGGUCAGCACUGGCCAUCAAAAACCUCAAACCAUCUGUACAGAUCAUUGGUGUGGAGUCAGAGAGAUGUGCUAGUUUCUCUGAAGCCCUAAAGGCUGGAAAACCAGUGCAUACUGAAGCAUCGUCCACACUUGCUGAUGGUCUAGCAGUGCCAACAGUGGGGGUGAAUGCAUUUGUAACAGCCAAAGAUGUAGUUGAUAGAAUGGUUAUUGUAAAGGAGGAAUAUAUAGCUUUAGCCAUCUUGCGUCUGGUUGAACUAGAAAAAGCUAUUGUGGAAGGGGCUGGGGCAACAGGGCUGGCAGCCAUAUUGGAAGGAUUGCUUCCAGAGCUGAAAAAGAAAAAGGUGGUUGUGGCACUCUGUGGUGGAAACAUCGACACUACAGCUCUGGGUCGUGUGAUAGAACGAGGUCUGGCUGCAGAUGGCCGACUCAUUAGAUUUGUGGUGACAGUGUCAGACAGACCUGGGGGUAUUGCGGAGCUUACCAAGCUAAUGGCUGAGGUGGGAGUCAGUAUAAAAGACAUAUUCCAUGAAAGAGCAUGGCUGAAAUCAGAUAUAUUCUCAGUACAGGUGAAAUGUGUCAUUGAAGCCCGGGACAAAGCCCAUUCUGAGGAAUUGGAGGCCGCUCUCAGGAAACGAUACAAACAGGUGGCUUGGUUACCAAUGUACUUCUGAGUCCUGACAACGGUGGUAAAAGAUCAGAAUCUCUUGUGUUAAAAUGACAAAUACUCAUGUAAUCAUGUUUUUAGCUCAUCAAAGAAAAAGAAAAACCCAGGAAACUUACAUUGGUGAACAGGUGUUUGUCAUGAUGUGUUGUAUGAAAUUUUCUAUUAUUAACACUUAUUAGGUCACAGAAUACACAUUGUCAUCCUGUCUUAUACACAGAAACAUUGUGUCUGUUACUGGUAGAUAUCAAGAGUUUGUGAGUUAGUUACAUGUGUAUUUUGCUGUGUUGUUUUAACAAUAUAAUUGUAACAUCGUUGCUAGCCAUGCUUACCGAGUCAGGGAGUACCUACCCUACCUCAAAUAAGGUAGUGUGAAUGGAUACUAUAGAUGUGGUUUGAGAUGAUGAAUUGUAGUAUGCCAUUACAUGUAUUGAUAUCUUGUUACACAAUGAUCACAGAUUAUUCACUUAUGCUGUGUUGCUUGCCAAAAGUUGUAUACCUCAACUGGGUGUACUAAAACCAUAGAUUUAGAAAUUGCUAAAGAGUUGGCAUAUGUUGAACAAUUUCAAGAAUUUUGGAAUUAUGAUACAGUUUAUGACAUCAUACUUAUACAAGAACUAAUAUGAGUAUGAUGUCUGACCAUAUGUGAAAGCGAAAAUACUCAGUCAUUUUGGGUGCCAAAUCUGGAGUUUGUCUUUUAAAUUUGGAGUGAAAAUGAAGGGGGGGGGGGGGGGGGGGGGGGGCUCCUCUAAAAUCAGUGAAAAGUGACAAGCCAGCACAAAGUACAAAUACUUCCAGAUUUCACUCUGAUAUGACAUCAUGUACUUACUGUAUACAUAUAUUGCAUACUGGUACAAUGUAUAUGAUAUAUUUUGCAAUGUUAAAUAUUGUUUUAUCAUGUGUUUUUGUUGACAAUUUUAUAGGUUAUGUUUUAGUAGUAAAACCUGUUUAUAACAAAAGAUUUAAAAUAAAUUGACUGCUAUAGGAAAUUAAGUGUAUUAGAAGUAUUUUAUACAUGACAUUUAAGGUGCAACAUACUAUUUUUGUAUACCGGUAUGUUAAAAAGUUCAUUUUUUUGUUUUAUUGAUACUUUUUUUUCUUCUUUAACAAUACAGGGUAGUAGUAUAUAUACGAUGUGGCUUUCGUAAAUUUGACUUUUAAGUACCUCUUGAACCCGUGAAGAACCGGUGUAUAAAAAUGUAAUUAAUUCUUUGACUUGAAUAUUUGUAUUAUUUGUAUAAAAGCAGGUAUUUUCAGGUAUUGCAGCUGGUGUUAGUAGCUAUAGUGUUGUGGCACUACCUGUAGGGUAUUGUGUAAACAUCUUAUGUAUUAAAAGUGAAGAUGUAGAAUUCAUUUGUCAGAUCAACACUAUAAAUAUCUAUUUUGUAUCUUAACAGGUACCUAUACCACAAUAACAGUCAUGUUGUUAUCAUGCUUAAGUUCAUUUACAUGUUUAUUGCUAAUUGAGGUAAUUCCACCUUCAGUGACAUCAUAGGGUUUGCAAAAUCUUUAAUUAAAUUUUGUGCAUCGUAGAAGCAUGUUUUUUGUAGGAAUUUAAUUCACUGGGUACAAUAAAUAAUUUGGUAAAAUAUUUGAUGCUGUAAAAGUUUAUGUUUUCUAUGAAUUUGAUAUCUGAUAUCUUGCUUUUUUUUUUUUUUUUUCCAAUACUUUAUUUUCAUAUUUAUACAAAUUUACAUGCAACAGUUCUCUACAUUAACUCUCAUUUGCACCUGCAAUUACUAUGUGUACCUUUUGCAUCUACAACAACAAUGAUAAGGGUAAUUUUUAGGAAAUAAAUAAUGUGAUAAUUUUUUCACAUAUAUGUAUCAGCUUUUUAAACAGACUGCUUGUCAAUUAUAUUAUUAUAUAAUGCCCAUUUUCCAAGAAUUUUGGAUUUGCUUUGAAAUGCAUUUUCACAAUAUUUUUAUAGUAUUUAAACAAAUCAAUUGCAUCAGACAAUAUGGGUUUUGAGUCUUGAGUUCUGGUGAAAUAUAUCUGCAUUUUUGCUAACAAGAAAAUUUUCCAAAUAACUUUCGUCAAUAUUGCCUUGUAAUCAAUAGUCAAUUAUCUAGAUUAAAAUUAGACAUAUUGGGAUGAGACAAAUGCCAUAACUCUGCCAAAUGUUAUCCUACCAGACCCUCACAAGGAAUUUGCCUGCAGACCUAAAUUCAUUUCAAACUGUUCAGGUAUUAAAUACUGAGAUAAUGAGUGGAAAUUGAAUUGUUCAAAAUUUUUCAAAAGUUCAAGUGGCUCAACUCUUUCAAAAAUUAUUGGACCAGAACCAAAUUAAUACAAAAUUUACUUGAAUAUUUUCAGGAUUUAUUUAUAUCUCGCAUUUCAAUUGAAAUGUCCACUGUAACUGAAAUAAUGAUUGGAAAUUAUAAAUUGUUUGAAAAUUUUCAAAGUCCAAGGGGCAUAACUCUGCCAAAAAUGAUCUGUCCAGAUUCAGAAAGUAAUCUAACUAGUGUAUUCUCAUGAUAUAUCUAUAUUCAAAAUGAUCAUGUAGGACUGAAACAUUUUCUAAGUCCAAGUGGCAUAUCUCUGUCAAAAAUUAUUCAACCAGAACCAAACAAGAAUCUCAUGAUGUAGAUCUAUCUAUAUACUAAUUUUCAGUUGAAUUUGCACAUCCAUAGCAGAGAUGAUGAAUAGAAACUGAAUUAUGACAGAAGGAUGGAAAAGGAUAAAACUAUAGUUAGCCAUUUUAAGAUGGGGGGCAUAAAAGUGUUGCCUGUAGUGGUCAUUUCUCUGGUAUGUUUAUUAUACAGUGAUUUCCUCGAUAUCCACAAUUAAUUAUAAACAUUUAAAAUUAAAACUUUACCAUUACUAGUUUUUGGGGCUCACGUGAGCCAAAAGCUCCAGUGUACUUUUCUGAUCAAAAUUUGUCUGUUGUCUGCCAGCAUUGUAAACUUUCCACAGUUUCAUAUUCUUCUACAGAAUCACUGGGUCAACUUCAAGCAAACUUAUGUUUUUGGGUAAAGGGGAUUCAAAUUUGUUCAAUUGAAGGGCCAACAAGUUAAUUAAGAGUGGGUUUAGAGACGAAAAUCAAAUUUUACUUACCCUAGUACAUAAUUAAAAACUAACAAAUUUUUCAGAAAAAUCUUCUCCACAAAACAACAUGAAGACCAUGUUGUAAUAUUGUUAUAAAUGCAUCCCUAUGUUGUAUGGAUUGAAAUUCAGUUAAGUCAUGACCUUGUGUUGCUAGGGUAGGGUUAUAAUAUGGGGUCAAAAUAUGGAAAUAAAGAUGGUUCGAAAAACAGAAGGAACAAUGUGACUCGGGCGAGCAUUGUGGCCCAUUGACCUCUUGCUCAGUAUUUGUAUUUUGCUGUUUAACAAAUAUCGUAGUAGCACGCCAUGGCUCAAACAUUCACUCCUUUUCACAUGAAAGGGGAGAGGAGAGUACGUUUCAGCUGUGGCUUGUGGCAAUGAACGAAAAUGAGUGAUUUUCUGAUAUUGAGAUAUACUUCUGAUUUUGUAUGUACGACAUCUUUAAAAAAGAUGGCAACACAUACAUUUUCUUUGUUGAUGGAUUAAAUUAAACUAUAUUAAUUGGAAAUUAAUAGUUUUUCUACUUUGAAUCCAUGGAGUUACCUUAAUUAAGGUUUGUGAUAUUUCUGUGCCAAUAUUCUUUAAUCUGUUCAGCAAUUAAGGACUUAUAGUACAUUUUGUUGUUGUUGACAUUAUGGCAUAGUUCCUUAAUCAAUUAUUGUUUUAAAUUAAAAAGAAAAAGGAACAGUUGUAAAGAUGGAAUAUAACAAUACAAUACUAUGAUGUUGCAUGAAAAAUAAUUUUAUUUAGUGAUGUUUGAUGUCAUAAUAAAGUAUCAUUUGUGCAUAAGUACAGAAUUUGGUGCACCAUA
Ostrea edulis (European flat oyster) is the source of this 5484-nucleotide messenger RNA. Its product is annotated as L-threonine ammonia-lyase-like. The transcript is spliced from 13 exons. The coding region runs from base 229 to 1638 and encodes 469 amino acids. Lineage: Eukaryota; Metazoa; Mollusca; Bivalvia; Ostreida; Ostreidae. The record is from RefSeq and is a predicted model, not a curated record. Gene Ontology annotation, biological process: L-serine catabolic process; L-threonine catabolic process. Gene Ontology annotation, molecular function: threonine deaminase activity; L-serine ammonia-lyase activity.